Mycena indigotica is the source of this 2817-nucleotide messenger RNA. RefSeq lists its product as uncharacterized. The coding region runs from base 28 to 2817 and encodes 929 amino acids. Gene Ontology annotation, molecular function: hydrolase activity; protein heterodimerization activity; transcription coregulator activity. The record is from RefSeq and is a predicted model, not a curated record. NCBI's taxonomy places the organism in Eukaryota, Fungi, Basidiomycota, Agaricomycetes, Agaricales, Mycenaceae. The transcript has 26 exons. Gene Ontology annotation, cellular component: SAGA complex. Gene Ontology annotation, biological process: transcription by RNA polymerase II; nucleotide catabolic process.
UCCAGGGUCUCCUCAACGCUGCUCGCCAUGGCAGGGAAGAAGGCCACAUUCGAGAUAACAACCCUUACCCGCGAGUACAAGUACUCUCAGGAGAUAUCCCAAAUGAUGUUUGUCUUCGGCGAGGUGCAGGACCCGAAUAUGGAGACUGUAAACCUGGUGGAAGACAUUGUCAGAGGUCAAAUAAUCGAGUUGAUAGUCCAAGCGAGAGGACUUGCAACUCGUCGUGGCGCGCGAUACCUUUCAGCAGAAGACCUAAUAUUCCUCAUUCGACACGACCGUGGCAAGGUCAAUCGACUGCGAACGUAUUUGUCAUGGAAAGAUGUUCGGAAACAUGCUAAGGACUCAGGCGGAGACGGUGGUGGAGGCGUAGAGGUUGAAGCGCUUGAAGACGGAGGAGACGAGAAACUCACGGCCAAAGCACAGAAAAUCACAAUUAAGUUGCCUUGGGAAAUCACGACUAUAUACUCAGAGGUGCUCAAACAAAGCGGCCACCAGUCAGACGAUGAAGAAGACGAGGAUGACAUUGAAGCGCAUGAAGCCUCAGUCUUGCGACUCAAAGAAGCCGACGACGCAACACGACAAAUGACGCGAGAAGAGUAUCAGCACUAUUCUGACUGUCGACAAGCUUCAUUCACAUACCGCAAAGCGAAACGAUUUCGCGAAUUCCUCAACUUACCUACCCACCUCGACCUGAAGGCUGGCGAUGACACCGUUGACAUCGUCGGUUUCCUUGCAUUCGAGAUGGUCCGGUCGCUUACUCUCGCUGGUCUCGCCAUCAAAAAGUCACUUGAAGAGGACUCCCACUUACGGGAAGAAUACGCGUCGCCCUUAUUAGGCAAGCGGAAAGCACUUGGUGUUAUGGGUGGGGCAGAGAAACGACGGCGAGAAGAUUCUCCAGACCGUGAUGCAGAGACGUCGUUGCCGGUCAACACCCUCUUCUUGCCCCCGCCAGAGGCCAGAACCGCUUUGCGGCCCGAACAUAUUCAAGACGCAUUUUCCAGGAUGCAGAAUGAAUGGGCUCAUAGCUUGCUCUUCAACCACCAUGACUCCAAGCGUUUUUGGCGCUCUUCUCUCAACUGCCGCGAUCCCCCGUUUCACUGCCCUCGCGUCCGCUACAAUGGGGAGACCUCAAUGUCAUAUCAACAACCGACACCCAUGGCUGGACACCAGAAGAAGUCCCCGCCAGAACCAAACUACAGUGGGACGUGGGGAGACUACGCCUCGUUUGUAGCGCACAUGAAGCGAAUAGCCGAGGAGAUGGACGUCGACCUGCUGUUGGUUGAUUCGGGCGACAUGCAUGAUGGGACAGGGCUGUCGGAUGGAUUCCCCCCUGGCGGCGUAGACGCUCAAGAUUCUGGAGAAUUUUUCAAGCAAAUGCCUUAUGAUGUCCUUGCUAUUGGAAACCAUGAACUGUACAAAUACGCAAAUACCUUCGACAUGCACACAAACUUUGGGCGCCACUUCCAAGACCGGUAUCUCUCCUCGAAUGUCAAUAUCACUGUUUUUGACGAGAGCGGCAAACCCGUGAGCUUGCCUGUAGGCAAACGAUUUCGCAAAUUUAAGACGCGCAAAGGCAAAAGCAUCACAGCGUUUGGUGUCCUCUACGACUUCACAACAAACGAUGUGAAUACCACCGUGCAGCCAGUUGAGAGCCUCAUACGUGAGAAGUGGUUUCUUGACGCGAUAACGGAAGAACCAGAUGUAUUUCUACUCGUCGGACAUAUGACAAUCUCUAGCUAUGGCUGGGGGCUUGUUUUUGACACUAUUCGCGAAAGACAUCCGACUACUCCCAUUUUGAUUUUUGGUGGUCAUCUGCAUAUCCGUGAUUGCCUGCAGUUUGACGAGCGGUCAAUGUCUUUGGCCAGUGGACGAUAUAUGGAGACGAUAGGGUGGAUGAGUGUCGAUUUCGACGAAGCCGGCACUGGUCCUUUGAAUUUCAGUCGCCGUUACCUGGAUGCCAACCCAACAACGUACAAGUACCACACCGGGAAAUCAGACGACACAUUUUUCACCGAGCAGGGCAAAAACAUCACGGACGGAUUACAUCAGCUCGAAAAACGCUUCGACUUGACUUACCAGUAUGGUGUUUCUCCAAGAGACUUUACCAUGACGCGGGACCAAUACCCAUCUAAAGGUUCUCUGCUGUCUUUGACCGCAGAAGAGGUCGUUCCGUUGGCCAUCUCCCUAGACACUUCGCGCACCAACAUCCCUUUUAUUCUCAUUAUCAGCUCGGGAUCGCAGCGUUUCGACAUUUUCAAAGGACCACUGACGAAGAACGACCAACUCACGGCAUCGCCUUUCGUGAAUCGCUACAUUUACAUUCCGGAUGUCCCUUAUGCUGCGGCGACCAAGGUGCUGCCCACUUUGAACGCAGAUGGGCCAGAACGGAUAUGGGUUGACAGCGAGAAAAUGUCUUCUCCUGAGGAGCUUAGACAACGGCGAAUUAGAGAGUUGGAGAGCAAUGUAGAGCGAAGCUAUCGGGGAUGGUUAGAAGACAUGCAUCAACGAAAAGCGACUACCUUGUCAGAACUAACACUUGGAUAUGUUACGGCCGACUCUUGCCCAGGCGUUGGCGACGAUGUCGAGCACACACCGCUCCCUGUCUACCCAAUCCCAUCCUUCAUUGCGUCAAGAACUCCAGACCCAAUUCACACGCAUGUCGACCUUGUCUUCGACGACUUCUUCAGAGACCAGAUCCUCAAAACACUGAAUAAAGUUCAAAGUUCUCGUAUCUACGCAGUCGAGGAUGUUGCAGACUACACAGAUGUGCUCUCAAACGAGGUUUUGGGGAUAUAUGCGCAACAUGUGUGGAACUAG